Messenger RNA from Folsomia candida, 1227 nucleotides. RefSeq names its product cathepsin L. The transcript has 8 exons. Gene Ontology annotation, molecular function: cysteine-type endopeptidase activity. Gene Ontology annotation, biological process: immune response. The record is from RefSeq and is a predicted model, not a curated record. Gene Ontology annotation, cellular component: lysosome. NCBI's taxonomy places the organism in Eukaryota, Metazoa, Arthropoda, Collembola, Entomobryomorpha, Isotomidae. The coding region runs from base 175 to 885 and encodes 236 amino acids.
CUGUUGCGCUUGCCGAGCUGUUAAUAAGUGACCUGGCUGUCGGAUUAAUCCGAAAUACAACCAAAGAAAUUUUGGAUACCGUUAAAUGGAACGCUUUUAAGCGUCGAAGCUAAACGCAAAAAUGCUCUUCUUAUCGCCCUGGACCAAAUAAAUGCGCACAAUUCAAAUCCAAACAUGAGCUAUAAACUUGCCAUGAACGAAUAUUCUGAUCUCGAACCGGCAGAAUUUAACUCGAAAAUGAACGGGUUUAAGGCUCCAUCUCAUCCAAAUGUAAGAGUUGUGGGGCAAUCCGAUGCAAGUUCAUCCGCGGCAACGGCACGUUUGCCUGUGAGCGUUGAUUGGAGAACCUCUGGAUAUGUGACACCGGUUAAAAAUCAAGGUUCUUGUGGUUCAUGUUGGAGCUUUUCUGCAACGGGAGCAAUGGAGGGUACGCAUGCAAAAAGGACCGGAGUAUUGCUAAAUUUAUCGGAACAGGAUUUAAUCGACUGUUCUUCCCGUACGAAAAUAACCGUGGAAUUAAGACACAAGCUAGUUACCCAUACAGAGGGGAACAACAAGUCAGGUUACGAGGAAGUUGUUUAUGGAAAUGAGAUAUCGUUGAAAUAUGCCGUGGUUCAAUUUGGGCCGAUUUCUGCUGCGAUUGAUGCAAGAUAUUUACAAUAUUACUCGUCCGGAAUAUUCAAUGAUACCGCAUGUUCCAGUUCUAGCCUGAAUCAUGCCGUCCUAGUGGUUGGAUAUGGGCAGGAUUCGAGUGGAAACUUAUACCGGACUGUGAAGAACUCCUGGGGAACUUCGUGGGGUGAGAACGGAUACUUACGGUUGGCAAGAUACGCUGGUAACAUGUGUGGAAUUGCAACCAUGGCAAGUUAUCCAACUUACGAUUAGGGAGGGGAAUACAUACAAAUUAAUGUCACAUCAAUACUGAAAAUUUUUAAAUUAAUCAUAUAAAUUGGGCAAAUUGAUAUUACUUCCUCUUGAAUUUCUUAGCAUUUUAGUUAUUCUUAAUAAUUACAGGAAUAUUAACCAUUAUCAUAAAUUCGAAAUAAAUUAGCUAGAUAAAUUAUAUAUAUAAAUUUAAUUAUUACUUAAUACGAAGACUUAAUGACCAACAGUGAACAAAAUUUAAUUCGUCAAGGUGAGAAUUUCAUCAAAUGAUUUUAUAACUUGAUUUUGAAAAACGUGAAAUAAAUGCGAAAUCAACCUUCCAGUGUGAUGGUUAACUACCUA